CCAGGCCGAGGCCCAGGCCCAGGCGGGCGGGAGGCGGUUGAAGAUGGCGGACGAGGCGGCGCUCGCCCUGGAGCCCGGCGCGGGCGGCGGAGGUCCCGCGGAGCCCGGCGGGGAGCCGCUCAGCAAGCGGCCGCGCAGGGACGGCCCGGGCCCGGGCCCGGGGGCGGAGCGGAGCGGCGGGGCGGGGAGCCCGGGCGCGGAGGCGGCGGUCGCCCAGCUCGGGGAGGCCUCGGACGCGGCCGCCCCCGGCGGGGACAAUGGGCCGGGCCCGCGGGGCCCGCGGGGCCUGCCCCGGGAGCCACCGCCGCCGCCGCCGCCGGACGACGACGACGACGAGGACGACGACGAGGAGGAGGAGGAGGAAGAGGGGGGCGAGGACGAGGACGAGGCGGCGGCGGCGAUUGGCUACCGAGAAAAUCUCUUCAGUGAUGAAAUUCUUGCCAACGGCUUUCAUUCCUGUGAUAGUGACGAGUCUGACCGGGCCUCUCACGCGAGCUCCAGUGACUGGACUCCCAGGCCGCGAACAGGUCCUUACACUUUUGUGCAGCAGCAUCUCAUGAUCGGCACAAACCCUCGGACGAUCCUCAAGGAUCUGCUGCCAGAAACAAUCCCACCGCCUGAACUUGACGAUAUGACGCUGUGGCAGAUUGUUAUAAACAUCCUUUCAGAACCACCAAAAAGGAAAAAGAGAAAAGAUAUUAAUACAAUUGAGGAUGCUGUGAAGUUACUGCAGGAGUGCAAAAAGAUCAUCGUUCUCACUGGAGCAGGGGUAUCUGUUUCCUGUGGAAUACCUGACUUCAGAUCAAGAGAUGGCAUUUAUGCACGCCUGGCAGUAGAUUUCCCUGAUCUCCCUGAUCCUCAAGCAAUGUUUGAUAUCGAAUAUUUCAGAAAGGAUCCAAGACCGUUUUUCAAGUUUGCAAAGGAAAUCUAUCCUGGGCAGUUCCAGCCAUCUCUCUGCCAUAAAUUUAUAGCCUUGUCAGAUAAGGAAGGAAAGCUGCUUCGAAAUUAUACUCAGAACAUAGACACACUGGAACAAGUUGCGGGGAUUCAGAGGAUAAUUCAGUGUCAUGGUUCCUUUGCAACAGCUUCUUGCUUGAUUUGUAAAUACAAAGUGGAUUCUGAAGCUGUACGGGAUGAUAUUUUUAAUCAGGUGGUUCCUCGAUGUCCCCGGUGCCCAGCCGAUGAGCCGCUCGCCAUCAUGAAGCCAGAGAUUGUAUUCUUCGGGGAAAAUUUACCGGAGCAGUUUCAUAGAGCCAUGAAAUAUGACAAAGACGAAGUUGAUCUCCUCAUUGUUAUUGGGUCUUCACUGAAAGUAAGACCAGUAGCGCUGAUUCCGAGCUCUAUACCCCAUGAAGUGCCUCAGAUCCUGAUUAACAGGGAACCUCUGCCUCACCUGCACUUUGACGUCGAGCUUCUGGGGGACUGUGACGUCAUCAUUAAUGAGCUCUGCCAGCGGUUGGGGGGUGAAUACAGCCGGCUCUGCUCCAACCCGACAAGGCUUUCAGAGAUUACGGAAAAGCCUCCACGAACCCAGAGAGAGUUUGGCGCUCAUUGGGUGGCAAUGCCCCCCACGCCUCUUAAUGUUUCUGAAGACUCUAGUUCCCCUGGCAGAACUUCCCCACCAGACUCUUGGGCAGCUGAGAGGAGACCUGGGGAUUCCGAUGAUGGGGCCACAUCAAGGGGGGGCUGCAAGGCAGAGACACUGCCACCAGAAGGGCGAGCAUCUUCAGGACACCCUGCAAGUAUUAUGGAACAGCUGGAGGAUCCUGGAGCCAACAGUGGAGAAAACAGAGAGAAAAAUGAAAGAACUUCCGUGGUGGAAACACUGAGGAAAUGCUGGCCCAACAGGCUUGCAAAAGAGCAGAUCAGUAAGCGGCUUGAUGGUAACCAGUACCUCUUUUUACCACCAAAUCGCUAUAUUUUUCAUGGCGCUGAGGUGUACUCAGACUCUGAAGACGAUGCUCUGUCCUCCAGUUCUUGUGGCAGUAAUAGUGACAGUGGAACCUGCCACAGUCCAAGCCUAGAAGAACCUAUGGAGGAUGAGAGUGAGAUGGAGGAAUUCUAUAAUGGCUUGGAGGAGGAUGCUGAUGCCCCAGAGAGAGAAGGACCUGGAUGUGUGUGUGACAGAGAUGACCAGCGUGCGGUUAACGAAGCUGCAUCUGUCAAGGACGAGGCAGCUGAAGUUGACCAUUCAUCAGAAAGAUUAUAAUGUCACCUUUGCCUGGUUACAGGAACUUUUCCACCAGCAUUAGGAACUUUGGCAUGUCAGAAUGAAUGUUUACUUCUGAACUUAAGACAACUUCAAGGGUGUGGUGUUCAUAGACAGUUAAACCAGAUUUUCAUGUAUAAUUUUUACUUUUUCAGUAAUUCUCUAAUUGUACACUCAACACUAACUUUUUAAAAAGAAAGGUAAGGUACUAAGUAUCUUUAGUCAGCUAUUAGUCACUAUGUUCACUUUUUUCCAAGAUUCAUUUUGUGUGAUAAUGCAUCUGUAUGUAUAUAUAGUUUUGGGGGGAUACCUAGUGAAUUUCAGCAUUUUAAAGUUUUCCAAAAGCCAUUGGAUAUUAAAUUAAUAUAAAGGGAACAGCUAAUCUAGACCAAAGACUGGUAUUUUCACCUUUUUUUUCUUUGUAACAUUUUUUUUUCUUUGUAACAUUUUGAAUAGUUGUUUCACACCUUCAUGCUUCUGUUCUGCUAAAUUGUUUAUUCAACAAAGUAGCCCCCUACCCCUUUUAAAAAAAAAACAAAACACUGGCAUUUUCAAAGACUCUAGUGGCAGCUAACUUUAAUUUUUGGUCUCAAAAACAUGUCGUGUUUGUAGAUUGAAGUUGAUGAUACCUGGGAAAGCACUAAAAGUCUUUGCUUUCAUAAGACAUGGGGCUGAAGAGAUGAUCAAGAAUAUUGUGUUUAAACAAAGGCUUUUCGAAUUUCCUGUGGAUGGGUUAGCAAUGUCUGUACUGGCUCAUAAAGCUAACAUGGAAAAAACUUGGCUCCAAAUGCUUCAGUGCGAGGUGCCCAGCUGGAGCCCCUUGGUUUAGAAGAUACCUGACCAUUAUUGUGUAAAUACCUAUCACUGUGGUAUAGCUCGCCUUGGGCCUUUUCCGGAAACAUUCAACUGCCAAGAUGUGAAUAUGCACAGCUUUUCUGAAUCUGUAAUAAUGGUACUUCUAACAGGGGAGAGUAUUCUCUCAUUUAUAUAGAUAUAUAUAUAGAUAGAUAUAUAUAGAUAUGUACACAUAUACACAAAUAUAUAAUUUUUUUUUGGACUGCUGUUUUCCCUUCCCAAAUACCACAGGAAAGUGAUAGGAAGCUGAUUAUAAUUCCAAAGUAAUGCAGCAUUCAGUAUGGUCUGCCAGAAAGUUACGUCUCUGGGAGCUCAUGCACAUCUCCUAUUUUGGAGGAUUAAUGCCAAUUUCCGGUCUAGUAUUGGACAGAGCUUGCCAUAGCACAGAGGGUCAGCACAGUCAGUGAAUGGAACAAGUUCCUGUAAUGUAGCUUCGUUUAAAUGUCAUGUAGCCCUGCCUUAAAACUACAUCUCAGUUCCUCAGCUACAGAUUUUCCAGCUUUCUGAAGUUCCUAUUUUAUAAAAUUGCACAAUAAAUAAAGCAUUUAUUUUCCAAACCACUUUUUCAACAUGACCCAAAAACUACAGAGUAUUCAUACUUUGCUUUAAUAUUUAUUACAAUGUUUAGUGAAGGUUUUGAAAUUGUAGCUGUUCUUUAAGCAUAAGACACCAAUUAGGACCAUAACUGCCAGAGAAACCGAAAAUUGUGUUUAAAAAUGGACAUUUGUUCAUCUCAAAGAUGUUGGCAUGUUGUCUUGAAGUCUAAAUUCUAAAAGAUCUCAGACCUCAUUUGGUUCCAUUAAAGAAUGCAGUAUGUUUCGUUUUCAUUUGCAUGAUACAAUGUGUUUGUGCUAUAGAUGAUAUUUUAAAUGGAAAGAUUUCUGUUUUAAAUUAUUUUUACAGUGAGGAUUGUUUUCAGCUCUUUUUAUAUUGUAUAUAUAGUGUCUUUUAUGUAAUCUACUGGCAUAUGUUUUGUAGACUGUUUGAAAUGACUGGCUCCCUGCAACUUUUGAAAUACAAAACCAGUGUUUUAUACUUGUACACCCUGUUAAAAGUCUAUUAAAAAUUGUCAUUUGACUUUUUCCUUUCUGUUAAAUACUUGCAUUUUUCCAAGUAUACAAAUUGUUGAAAUUGAGGGAUUUUCCCACCUCUCCUUUGAGUAAAUAGGGUAUUUUAAAGAGCAGACACCUUGGUAUUCCAAAUUACUGCAAGUCAUGGAAGGUUAGAACAUGGAAUGUUAGAACUUUUAAUGGGUGAACUUAGCCCAGGGAUUAAGUGGAUGUCUGAGUGGAAGAAGCAGGACUAGAACCCAGGUCUCUGAGUUUCCCAGCGCCCGGGCUGCCACCUGACUACUACUUGUGUACCUUUUUCUCCUGGAUGUCUGCCUUGAAGUGCCAGUCUACACACAUGAGUGUUAACGCCAGCAUCCCAUUUAUUCUAGUGACACCUUCAGCCUAAUGAUGAAUGAAGCUGGUUCAUGCUUUUAGUAACUUAGAGUUUGACACACUGGAAAAGUUCUUUUGCAAGAGAAUACCGUAGCUGCCGUUCAAUGUAAGAAACCAACUAAACAGUAUAUGGUGUGUGGAGUACAAUUCCAAGAUGUGCAGUACCUGGUGGUGAGGGGACUCCCGACACCUGCCAGUGCAUAUCUUUUUUCAAAUACCUCUCAAGAAUAUGCCUGCAUUCUUAGGAUCUCUCUACUAGAGACUGCUCUGUAGCUGCUUCCCUUUCCUGGUCAUACACACGUUUUGUGGAUGUGUUAAAAAGCUGCUUUGUUCUUGGUAACUAACUCACUGCAACCUGCUCAUGCCCACCAUGCAGCUUUUCUUUUCAUUCUCCUUAGUGUCUAAGAUGGCACCACUGGGAAAAUACUGUUUUGAAAAGAGAGAGGCUUUUGCAGUAGAAAACGAUUUGGAGUUACUACAGUUUUCCAAACCCAGUCCAAUUUGAUCUAUGCCCAGCUCACUACAUUAAUUUGUGUUCACUGUUAGGGACGGACGAGACUGGUUCAUUCACCUUGGCACUAUUUUGUUAAAAGAAUUUGGUAAGGAGCUCUUAUGAUAUUACAGGGCGUUAUAACUUACCUGAAAUGUUAGCUAUACUUUGUGGAUGCACUUCAUGUUGAAUUUAUGCUGACAACAUUUAUAUUAAUCAUAUUCCUUAAAAGUCUGCUAUUAGACAAACAUAGUAUGUAAUUAAUAAAUAAGCAUUUCUUUUAAAAUAAUUAGCUUCUACGUUAGGUCUUACCCCACUAGUAUGGGAUACACACACACACAAAAUCCCAAGGCAUAGUUAAGUGUUCCCUUACUUUUAAACUUCUGAGAGGAUGACUGGAAAGGGAUCAACAAAACAGAAAAUGCUAAUUUAAUCAACUCAAAGACAUUAAGGUGUUACAAGCAUUUAUAGAACAAGGUGGCAGAAACAGAGCAGGAAGCUGCUUCAAGGCCUCCCCAGAUGGUUUUUUAGAUCCAAAUCCCACGAGCCCCAAGAAGCCUUGGCCUAGAGAACCUGACGGGAGAAGAGGAAACUGGGCAGUAACCAACUCUUUCCCUCUCCAGGCUCAGAGCCAGCCUUCCAGAAGAAUAAACCAAAGAGUGUCAUUUUGAGGUUCUUCCUACAGAUGGCUUCUUUUGGCUUCACACACUCCUAGGAUAGUUGCGGGGGACCAGAAGGAGUAGCAAUCACUGACACUUUUAACGGUUUCCUUUGCUAUUUAUUACUUAAGCAAAUGCUUUCCAAUAGAGCUCAGCCUAUCUACAUUAUAUUCUGAGCUAGACCCAGAAUUGGAAGGGCUAUGGGCAACUAGAGGACAGAAGGGCACUAAAUGCGGAAGGGGAAACAAGAAAGGUAGGUUGGGAGGUGAAACAAAAGGUAUGGCUAAGGGAGCAUGAAAAGGUAGGGCCCAGGAUUGUGCAUCUGUGUAGACUGUCUUAGGGUUGGGAUGGCCAUCCAUCUACCUACCUAGCUAUGGGCACAAUACCUGGAAUCGGGGCAACAAAUCAGAGAAAUCUGGGCUAAACUCUAGUAUUACUUGUAUAUGACAUAUUGAGGGUCAGAGGAGGUGGCAACUGGGCAGAGGGGCUUUUGUGAGGCAAUAAAGUGAAAUAUGCUUUUAAUUCAGGACUUGAAGACUGUCUUCCUUCUAUUCACUUGUAUUCAAUUAUGUUGAAGUGUUGGAAAUAACAAAGUAUCUCAAGCCUAUAUAAGAAGUUGGCUGUAAACUGGAAAAAAGACAGUUGAGUGUGGGUCCUUAACAUGUGCUAGUGAGAGGAGGAUUGUUUUCUUGUCCUUGGUGUAAAUCUAUUGCUAAUAAACUACUGCACUUCUGAUAU
This is a messenger RNA of Dromiciops gliroides (monito del monte), 6396 nucleotides long. It is a transcript of the gene SIRT1, whose product is annotated as sirtuin 1. The coding region runs from base 44 to 2209 and encodes 721 amino acids. The record is from RefSeq and is a predicted model, not a curated record. The transcript is spliced from 9 exons. Gene Ontology annotation, molecular function: NAD+ binding. Lineage: Eukaryota; Metazoa; Chordata; Mammalia; Microbiotheria; Microbiotheriidae.